Molecule: messenger RNA, 663 nt
Organism: Peronospora matthiolae
Lineage: Eukaryota; Oomycota; Peronosporomycetes; Peronosporales; Peronosporaceae
Source: the annotation of a GenBank genome assembly
AUGGCCCCGCACGACGUCCACGACGGCUCCAUGAUCCUCCUCAAGCCCGGCGAAGUCGAUGCCGGCACCUCCAUCAUCGCCGUGCGGUUCCACGACGGCGUCGUCCUGGGCGCUGACUCGCGCACGUCCACGGGCACGUACGUGGCCAAUCGCGUGAGUGACAAGCUCACGCCGCUGCACGACCGUCUCUUCUGCUGUCGCUCGGGCUCUGCGGCCGACACGCAGGCGCUGAGUGACUACGUGCGGUACUACCUGAGCUCCCACAGCGUCGAGCUCGGGCGCUUGCCGACGGUCCACGCGGCCGCCACGCUCUUGCGCUCGCUGUGCUACCACAAUAAAGACCGCCUGGUGGCCGGAAUGAUUGUCGCGGGCUGGGACAAGGUGAAAGGCGGGCAGGUGUUUUCGAUUCCCAUUGGCGGAAAUAUGGUCGAGCAGAAUGUCGCUAUUGGCGGCAGUGGCUCGACGUAUAUUUAUGGCCUCGUGGAUGCCGAGUAUAGGCCGGACAUGACCAAGGAAGAGUGCCAGGCGUUUGUCAAGAAGGUGCUGGCCCAUGCGAUGGCGCGCGACGGGAGUUCGGGUGGUGUCAUCCGGACGGUCACGAUCACCGAGAACGAAGUGGUGCGCGACUUUACGAGUGGCGACGACCUGCCCUUCUCCAUCUAG